This is a messenger RNA of Microsporum canis CBS 113480, 1272 nucleotides long. RefSeq names its product G1/S-specific cyclin CLN1. The record is from RefSeq and is a predicted model, not a curated record. The transcript is spliced from 2 exons. Gene Ontology annotation, molecular function: cyclin-dependent protein serine/threonine kinase regulator activity. Gene Ontology annotation, biological process: regulation of cyclin-dependent protein serine/threonine kinase activity; mitotic cell cycle phase transition. Lineage: Eukaryota; Fungi; Ascomycota; Eurotiomycetes; Onygenales; Arthrodermataceae. Gene Ontology annotation, cellular component: nucleus; centrosome; cytoplasm. Bases 1 to 1272 code for a protein of 423 amino acids.
AUGGCGUACCAACGAUGUCAGACCACCACCUUCCAGCCCUGCGAUAGUUUCUUCGUCGAAACCUAUGACCAGGAAUAUGCACAGCCACAGCAGCCACAACAAUCACACCCCCAGCUGGGGCCGAAGGAACAGGCUAAGCUUCUGGCAAGGGAACGUCAGUACGCAAUGGCGGACCAGAUGUCACGGAUUGCCACGGACGAGUAUCAGGAAGACAUUCUGUCACACAUGCACAUGAUGGACAAUGCCACUCAGCCUGACGUCGAUUCAAUAGACAUUCAGACUGAGAUCCAGUGGUUCAUGCGGCCGUAUCUACUCGACUUCCUCAUCGAAGCCCAUGCUGCAUUCCAAUUGCUACCUGCCACCUUAUACUGCUCGAAACGAGUUGUCUAUAAGAGACACUAUCAAUUGGUCGGAUGUGCGGCUCUGCUCAUUGCUGCCAAGUAUGGCGAUAAGAAGGAUCGUGUGCCAACAAUCAAGGAGCUCAAGUCCAUGUGCUGUUCGCUGUACGAUGACGAUAUGUUCGUUCAGAUGGAAUGGCAUGUCCUGCAAACACUCGGCUGGUCCAUUGGUCACCCAACCGUCGACAGCUUCCUUCAGAACGCCGUUGUCGACACGCCUUACGAUCCAGAGGUCGAACAUCUCGCCUUGUACAUUGCUGAGAUAUCUCUCUUCCACCGGGACUUUGUCUCCAAACUGUCGUCUGAUAUUGCCAGAGCUUCACUUGCUCUGUCUCGCUGCAUACUAAACAGACCACAGGCCCCUCAGUCAGACUGGGCGGCUAACUACGACUCACUAACCCUAGUCAGCUUAUCCCAGUACCUGCAGAAGCCGUCACAUGUCCUGGCCAGAAAGUACUCAUCGGCUCAUUACUCGCGUGCAUCGAAGCUUCUUGAACAAUUCCUUGCUCGCCAGGAGUCUAACAACAAGCCAUACAACCCACCAACCCCUCCAAUCGACCGUAUGUGUGAAUCCAAGGCACCAUACGAGGGUGAGGCAGGAUUGGCCACUCCACAAAAGGCACAGUACUCGACCGUAUCACAUGGAUACAUCACCCCACCCAUCACGCCGGAGAAUGAUGCAUUUGGUGUCUCGGGAAACCCAAAUAUAGCAAAGGAUGGAGGCACGAUGUUAUACAACUGCCCGCCGUCACCUACACCCGCGCCAACCAUGCAGUAUACAACUCAGCAUUAUGAAAUGACCGAUGCAGCCGCCUACUCGCAUCACCGUCUCUUCCCACAACCACCGACACAAACCUUCAAUCCUGUGUUUUGA